Cyclospora cayetanensis is the source of this 1326-nucleotide messenger RNA. RefSeq lists its product as uncharacterized. The record is from RefSeq and is a predicted model, not a curated record. The transcript has 2 exons. Lineage: Eukaryota; Apicomplexa; Conoidasida; Eucoccidiorida; Eimeriidae. The coding region runs from base 1 to 1326 and encodes 441 amino acids.
AUGAAUUCAAGGUUCGGGAUUGAUUCGUCCUACUGUUGCUGCCUGGUAACUUCUGGUGCAGAGACGCACUGUCGUGGAUCUCAAGUGCACCAACACUUCCACGAUCCUUCCCUUUGCGGACUCUCCGGCGCUGCAUUGCUGCAAGCACCAACACCCAAGAACGGAGCGGGCGAGAGGGCUGUGUUAGCAUGGCUGAAGAAGCCCUCCAAGGAUAGAAGGAAGGAUAGACAGAGAUGGGAUUUCCAUCCCGCUACGCGUGUCAAUCCGACAGCCUCCGCGACAGAGGCACUCCAAGGUCGUCUCCUCCGCAAUACUACCCUCAAAAGUUUCUCCCAAAUCGUCCUCUCCAAAGCCUUCAGCAUAGAAAGGCCAGCUUCAGCUCGUGCGCGACAGCUUCAUUACGGGAAAGCCAGGCGUGUCACUGUAGCGGUCCCUCUCCAAAUAGCUUUCAUCCCAAGCAGGAGACCCUUGGGCACACCUAGGGCCGCAAAUACCAAACGGCGGAUACAGAACGUGAAAUCUCUAUUUGCGAGAUUUCUAGUGUUGCAUCUGCUGAGCUCGAGUGUGGUUGCCGUCGGCGUGGCGGCAAACGUAUGCCUUUCACGCCGGGGCAUCUUUCUGCGGCUACCUCCAUCCAUUGCCGCAGCGGGGGCACUGCACGCUCGAUGGCAUGCAGAGGCCCUUGGUCGUAUCCUCCCUAGAAGCCCGUGGCUGCAGCAGCUCCUUCUGGGUCCCUUGUUAGAGGAGCUUCAGUUUCGCUUAGCACUCCCCUGUUUACUGCUACCCGCCGCGCGAUAUCUCACGAGCGCAGCUAGGCUCCGUCGUGGUUGGAGAGCUGCGGGGGUUCUACGGCGAGGAAAGAGACAACAAGGAGAAAAAUAUGAAAGGUGGGAGGGGCAGUCUAAGAAAGGCAUCAAUCGGAAUUUACUGCACGAAGGGAAAGCGAGGCGAAGGCCACCGGUAACCAUCUUCAGGUGUAUCCACAGUACGGGCAUUGUUUGUGCCUGCUCAGUGCUGUUUGGCCUGGCUCACCACGGUGCACCCCUUGCGCUGUCACCUGAAGGGGCUCCUCCCCCUUCAGCGACUACUAUUGCAUGCAUCAGAGCCAAUCGCUGCCUCACAGCGACUCUCCAAGGCCUUUUGUGGGGCCUAGGUCCCCGCAUUGUGCUUAGGGAUUCAGUACUUGAAAAGAAAAGGGCACUUUUGCCUCUGAUGUCUCUAGCGCUCCACAUUCUUAACAACGUUCAGGGCGCUGUUCUCCUGGCAGCCCUUAGGAGACGCCGUGCGGCACAGCAUCAGCUAGAUCUUGAGAAGCCUGUGCCGUAG